Molecule: messenger RNA, 3399 nt
Organism: Trichobilharzia regenti
Lineage: Eukaryota; Metazoa; Platyhelminthes; Trematoda; Strigeidida; Schistosomatidae
Source: the annotation of a GenBank genome assembly
AUGUCCUCGCCAGUUGAUCCAGAAGACUACUCAUUCGUAGCGUAUGGUGAUCCUUUCAGCGAUGAGGAGGAUGAACAAAGCAGAUUUCGUGGUUUGGCUUUGGGAAAACGAAGGGCUAUUCCAUCUGCUUAUGAACAGCGAGUAUUGAAUGAAAAAGGUAGACCUAUGCGAUUUCAUGGGGCAUUUACUGGUGGAUUUUCUGCUGGCUAUUUCAAUUCAGUUGGAUCUAAAGAAGGAUUUAAGCCGAAAAGUUUCUACUCUUCUCGUAAAAACAGAGAAAGAGAUUCUGAUGGAAAGUUGGCUCAACGUCCAGAAGAUUUUAUGGAUGAUGAAGAUUUCGGGGAAUUCGGUAUUGCUCCAAGACGUAUUCGACCUACUCACGAGUUUGAUGAUACUCAUGUACGUGAUACAUUACAAAUAGCUUUGGGUGAUCAGUCUGUGAUCCCACAAGCAGGUUCACUUUUAAAAGGAUUAAUUGUAGCUACUAGAGGGACACUUGCAGAAAGACUGUUACGACGUCUUGGAUGGAAAAAUGCCGACUCCAUUACACUAUAUAAUGAAGAUGAUGAUAAAGUUGAAAAUUUGAGCAAAACUAAAACAGUCAGUAGUAGUACAGAUGCGGAUACAUUUUCAAGGGAAGAGAAUAAUUCAUCAAGUUCUAUAAUGUUUGCAAAAAUUAGUUUUUCGGCUAAAACAAAUACUUUCGGUUUGGGAUAUUCACCGUUGGAUCCUGAAGUUGCAAUGGGACGUCGUAAAGCGAAUCUACAUGAACAGGAAAACUUAUGGUCUGAUAGACAUCCUGAAGAAUCUAUCAGUGCUUUGCUAAACAGGCAACAGAAAAUUCGUAGUGACAAUGAAUUUAUUCUUAAAAGUGGAUUGAAACGUCGUGGUAUAAGCGGUCAUGCUUUCGGUGUAGGUGCUUUAGAAGAAGAGGAUGCUGAUGUGUACGAACAGGAUCGUUUAGCUGAAUAUGACUGGGAAAUAGGCGGUUGCGAAUCAGAUAAUAAUGAUGACGACGAGGAGGAUGAGGAACAAGCUGAAAUAGAAGCUGCUCGUCUUGGGCGUUUAUCAUCUACAAUUAAGAAAAAGUCAAACAGCAAUUCAACUGGACGUGGUAAAAUUAUUGAUGGGUGGACUGCCCCUUCUCAAAAUCGUGAAUCUCAUAAGGUAAAUAAAUCAUCAUCAUCAUUAGAUGCUUUACCUGGAUUUCGUUGCUCAUCAGGAAAACAAGAUGAUAUAAAAAUUCAUCAAACUCAAGUAUCCUUACCUCCAGGUUAUAUUCCAGUCUUUAAUCCUCGGUGUAUCCUGAAUGCUAACACUAAAGAUAAUAUUUUAUUGAAUGAAGAUAAAAAUCCUCAUAUUAAACAUGAUGCUGUUUCACGAGCUCGUUUACUACAAGAAGAUUCAGUUUAUGAGAAGUUGGAUUAUAUUCAACAAUUACGUUUAAAGGCAGCAGCAGCCGGUCUUCCUGUACCUCCGCUAGGCUCAAAUCCUUCUCCUGUUGUAGGUGGACAACAGUCUAGUCAAUCUGAAAAUUCAAGCGAAUUGACCGCUUGUAAUCCACCACUACCUAGUAGUAGUAGUAAUCCAACAGCUGGUUUAUUAAAAAUUUUUAAAAAUGACAGUAAUAAACAAGCACGAUUUGAAGCCUAUCAAGUACUUAUUCGUCGAGGAUUCGCCCAUGAAGAUGCCUAUAGUCGUUGUUCUGUCCUACUAGACUUAACCAAUGAAGAGAAAGAAAAAGAAGCCUCUUCAUUUCAAGCUAUUAUUAAAAUGAAUAAACCAAUGACACCGUCUACGCAUACUACUACUACAAUAAAUAAUGUGACAAGUAGUAGUAACAAAGUUGUUCAUUCUAUGUCUCCUGCUACUUCUGCUGCCAAUACCUCUAUUUCAACUACACCAUCUAAUGAUCCUCGUGAUAGAUCACCGCUAACUAAUAGUCUCCCACUGUAUAAACAGCAAUUAAUUUCAUCAAAGUUAGCCUUAAGAUUUCGUUCUGCAGGUUGUAUGGAUAUAAGUAAGGAGUUGACUGAAGAAGAGGAGAAAGCUCAACGGGCACAAGUUGAUAGUUUGGAUAUAGUUGAACCACGUGAUCAUGCAGUAGCGACUGAAUCCUAUGGUGCUUUGACAAGAAGACGUCUAAAAUGGCAUCCAGACAAACUUUUAUGUAAACGUGUAAAUAUUCCUAAUCCUUAUCCUGAUUCCACAUUUGUUGGUUGUCCAGAUGAAAGACGUCCGCGUAAUCCCUUUCGUCAAUUGCACAGAAAACAUGGCAAAAGUAGAUUUUCUGAUAGUGCUUCCUCGUCUAAUGACUUCUCAAUCUUUGAUCUAUUGGAUGUUAAUUGUACUACAAUUGAUCAACAGUCGAACUCUUUAAUGAGUACAUCUGGACAACAACAGAUAAGUAGUGAUUCUGACUCUGAUUCAGUAAAUGAUAUGCAUGAAUCAGGCAUUACAUCAUCAUCAGUUUUGCAUAAUGUUUCAUUUGAACCAAAUGAAUCUAUUGGAGCAAGUUUUCAACCACGUGGUAAAGCUUUAUUUGCUGCCUUAUUUCAAUCCUUGGAAAAUCAAAAAACGCCUGAAGAUACUGAUAAAAGUGUAGAUAUGAAUGAUUCAGUAGACAGAGUACUGCCAAAUGAAGAUGCUUCUCAGAAUGUCACUGAAAGACAUGAAGCUACUAGCUCGGUAAAUCGUAUAGUUGGUCCAACUCUUCCUCAAUCAGGAAUCGAUGCCCUUACCAGUGAUUCAAAUACUCCUCCAAUGGAUUUAUUCAAAUCAAUAUUUGCAUCGGAUGAAGAGUUAAGUUCAUCAUCGCUAUCCGAAGAUGAGCAUGACGGUGAUGUUGUUGAUGAUGAUGAUGGCGAUAAACACAGAGAAGGUAGUCUGGCUAUAUCAUCAAAUGUUAAACAGUCAAAUACUGUUUCAUUAUCAAAUGAUCAGUCUGGAUUAUUCAAAGGUCAUUCAUUAUUUUCACAUUUAUUUGAACCGGAUGGAGAUAUGCAUGCACCCUUGUCAGGUUUGACACGAAUCACUACACAACCGCGUGAUGUGAUCCAAAAAGUGGAUACUCCUUCACAAAACAAUACAAACCCUGAUUUACUAUAUGGACCGGAUUUACCGCCAAAUUUCAGUUCAGCAUAUGAACAAAUUAAUCCAACGCCUUCUGCUUGUGAUCAAGGAAAACCGUCAACUGUUCCGCCUUCUGAUAUUCUAUUUGUUGAAUCUCAUCUUGUUACUCAUCGUAGUUCAAGUAAACAUAAGAAACAGAAGAGUAGCAAAAAGAAACAUAAAUCGAAGAAUAAGAAACAUCAUAAGAAACGUUCACGUAAAAAGUCCACCUCUUCAGAAUCUGAUAAUUGUGAUUCAUUAUCAACUUCCUCUUUUUCUUCAUCCUAA